Nicrophorus vespilloides is the source of this 2180-nucleotide messenger RNA. Its product is annotated as alpha-1,3-mannosyl-glycoprotein 2-beta-N-acetylglucosaminyltransferase. NCBI's taxonomy places the organism in Eukaryota, Metazoa, Arthropoda, Insecta, Coleoptera, Silphidae. Bases 364 to 1731 code for a protein of 455 amino acids. The record is from RefSeq and is a predicted model, not a curated record. Gene Ontology annotation, biological process: protein N-linked glycosylation. Gene Ontology annotation, cellular component: Golgi apparatus. The transcript is spliced from 7 exons. Gene Ontology annotation, molecular function: alpha-1,3-mannosylglycoprotein 2-beta-N-acetylglucosaminyltransferase activity.
GUGUCGUCGUCGAUGGUGGUGGAGGUGGUCGUUUUCCUAGAUGUGUGUGUGUGUGUGUGCUUUUUGAUCUCUCGAUAUAAGAUGAAUUGAAUCACAAGUGUCUGCUGGAUUGUUUCCCUCCUUAUCUGAAUAGCAAUAAUUAAUUAAUAAUGGGCAAUUGUUAUCGCUGGUGCGUCGACACGUGAACACCUUCAAACAUAGAGUAAUAGUAGUAGUAGUAGUAUAAGAGAUUUAGAGAGGAGCAGCAGCAGCAGCAGCAGUAGCGAAACAUGACUCUGACUGUGAUCAUAGGUUAACUAAAAGAAAGAUAAGAAAGCACAGCAAAGUGCUGGGCAACCUGCAGCCAGCCUGACUAUUAUCCAAAUGAUGCGAAUCAAACGCACCUCGUACUGCUUCAUAGCCACGUUCAUAUUGUCGUGGAUUUUCCUGCUCUACUUCACGUUCGCCAAUCGGCCGGUGAACGUGACGGUUGCAGGCAAUGGGGGUGGUGGUGGAGGUGUUGUUGUUGAUUUGGGCAACGAAGGUAUUAUUGAUAAUAACUUGCAGAAACUUGAGGAGGGCAUUGACAGAGAGUUCAAGCGUAAUAAAGAUAUGUUGAAUAAUUUGCACAGGUAUUUGGAUAGUAGGAAAAGGGUUGCUGAGAAGGAGGAAAUGAUGGUUGUUGUUGAUGGAAAUGGAAAUGGAGGAAAGGCCAAGAAGGGAAUUGUCAUCCCUGUGCUGGUGUUUGCCUGCAACAGGGUGAGCGUGAGCAGGUGCUUGGAUCAGCUGAUCCAGUACAGACCUGACCCAGAUCAGUUUCCCAUCAUUGUGAGCCAGGAUUGCGAACAUCCGGAGACGACCGAAGUGAUAAAUCGGUACGUGCCGCAAGUGUCGCUAAUAAGACAGCCGGAUCAGAAGGAGAUCGAGGUGCCGCCGAAGGAGAAAAAGUUCAAAGGAUACUUUAAGAUCGCUCGGCAUUACGGGUGGGCGUUGAGCGAGAUCUUUUUCAACUUUAACUUUGACGCCGUGAUCAUCGUGGAAGAUGAUUUGGACAUUGCGCCCGACUUUUUCGAGUACUUCCUCGGCACAUAUCCGUUGUUGCAAAAGGACCCGACGCUCUGGUGCAUUUCGGCGUGGAACGACAACGGCAAGACCGGACUCAUCGAUCCGAAGGCGGCAGACGUCCUCUACCGCACCGACUUUUUUCCCGGUCUCGGUUGGAUGAUGCUCAAAUCGUUGUGGACGGAGCUGCAACCGAAAUGGCCCAAAUCGUAUUGGGACGAUUGGAUAAGGCAGCCGCAGCAGAGGAAGGAACGUGCUUGCAUCAGGCCGGAGAUCUCGAGGACGCGCACUUUCGGCAAGAUAGGCGUCUCGAAUGGUCUAUUCUUCGAGAAGCAUCUGAAGUACAUCAAGCUGAACGAACAGUUUGUGCCUUUCACGAAAACCAAUCUAAGUAAUUUGACGCGCGACGCAUACGACGAUCAGUUCAUGCGAAAGGUCUACCAGAGUCCCGUCGUAAGCUACCAGGAGCUGAAGGAGGGUCGAGUCGCCAGAGAUGGGCCCGUCCGCAUCGUUUACUACAACAAGGACGCGUUCAAGAGGACCGCCAAACUGCUCGGUCUGAUGGAUGACUUUAGGAGCGGAGUACCAAGGACAGCGUACCGAGGCGUCAUCUCGUUCUCGUACAAGGAACGUCCGGUCUUCCUCGCACCGAAUUUGAAUUGGAAGGGAUACGAUUUGGGCUGGAGUUAACGUGAACGUUCCUACCACACCUCCUCCUCCUCCUCCUCCUGAUCUUUUACGCUUUCUCUUUCUUUUGUUUACAUUAAACAAUAACAACGUCGACUCUAGACGACGCAUUCCAUUAAUUCCUAAGAGUACUCGCGCUUAUACACAAACUCUUACUUCCUUCAUCCAUACAUCUAUGCGUCGUGCAUAGAUGUAUGGAUGGAUGGAGGUAGCCAUCAUCAUCAUCGUGUUCCGUUUGUGUGUCUUCAAAGCUCUUCCAUCCGCGUGUAAAUAGUUCGCAUCACGUUUGUUUCAUACCUGAAUCCAAACACCAACCUGUUAUGUACAUAUUCUUUAUUAUGUCUGUCUGUCUGUCUAUCCAUCCCUUUGUUAUAUAAUAUUCCUCACAUUCUCUUGCUCGCUCGCAAGAGAUACGUUUUAUUUGGUUGUUUUGUCUCUGAGCACCACCACCA